Messenger RNA from Trichoderma atroviride IMI 206040, 1859 nucleotides. The record is from RefSeq and is a predicted model, not a curated record. Lineage: Eukaryota; Fungi; Ascomycota; Sordariomycetes; Hypocreales; Hypocreaceae.
GUUUUAUAUUCUACUAAGAAACUGCCAAUCUCCCUCCCAACUUCUGAAAAUAUCGCCUUGAAUCUAUAAGUGAAUACGGCGUUGCGGAAAUUUCAGUUCUUACAAAACAUCUUCUCCACAGAGCAGUCUCAUCCUACAACGUUGUUACAUAAAUUGCGCUUACCAUUAAAUGAACACUCAGCCUUACUUCCGGUCCAUAUAUGUCCACAAGCUUGUAAACAGCCAUGGAUGAAGACUACAUCGAAUCUGGCGAGCCGAUCUAUGAGCUCGCGAGCGAUUGUGAAAAAUUGUUUUCUAAACACGUCUCAAAACUAAAAGAUGAGGCCGAUUUUAAUGGAUCAAAGGUUGUUGGGGAAUACCAACAACAGUUUUCAGCAUGGGCGGCCUUUUUAGGCGUAUUCGCUGUUCCAGAGAUGUGCCUUGACCGCAGACUUCAGCGGCAUGUCCCGGCCUUGGAUGGAGGUACAUUGCCUCAACCUCAGCUUCACAUCAGCAUAGAAAGUCUAGGAGGGAUCAAAGGGGCUAUCGAACGUCUCCAUCAUCUCGGAAGUACCAUUCAACUAUCGUCAGAGGUAAGCCAAGCAACGAGAUUAGGGAAAUUCGCAGCAAAGUUUGACUCCACUUCAUUUGAACAAGUUGCACACCUGGCCAUUAUUUCAUUUUAUCCGGACGCAAGCCCAUCUCUAAUGGAGCACCUCGCCCGCGCAAUGACGGAAAUGUAUCAAAAGUUUCACUAUAAUCAAUCUCGUCACAUGAGGCUUCAACCUCGGUCUCAAUUGCAAUUGUCUACCAUAAAUGAAGAGCCAAUUUCACAGAUAAAGGAGGACACAUGGAAAGUUGAUUCAUCACCAGCUCCUCCUCCUCCAAUAAAUGAUACAUAUAAAAGGUUGGCUCGACCAAGAGUUUUAUCACAUUUAGUUGCCAGAUCUCAUCAGUCAAAGGAUUCUACGCCCACGUCUCUUGACAGUCAAGAGUUCAAGAAGCUGUUUCAGCAGCGAAAAGACGGCUCUGUAAUGACUAAGACCAGAUCUAUUGCAGCUAACCUGGUCGCCUAUCCUCAGCCAUCAGACGAGAGUUUGGUUUGUGAUUGGUGCUUUUCACCUCUCGCUGAGGACGAGUUUAAAGGAGACAAAUGGAAGAAGCAUUUAAACGAAGACUUUAAACCAUUUCUCUGUCUCUCAGAGAAGUGCAGUAAACCAUUGCAGAGAUUCGCGACUUCAAAAGCCUGGUUCAGCCACAUGCUUGAAACCCAUGGUCACAAUUGGCAUCGAGAAGUGCAUUUGCCGGCAUGGUGGAUUUGUCCCUUAUGCAACGACCAAGAGACAACAUAUUCCAAAGCACAAGACCUCUCUAAACACAUAUCUAAGCUCCAUGGAGACGUUUUUUCCGAGCAACAGGUUCAGGUCAUUGUGCACCAGAGCCGACUCCGGGCCCCCCGACCACAAGAUGUCUGUCCCCUAUGCUGCCUCUCCAUGAAAGAUGGACAAGACCCCGAUGAAGAUGAUCAGCAAACAACACUAGAUCCUCAAACUCCAUCCUUCCAAAGCCAAGGGCUAUUAAACGCUAGAAUAGUUGCAAGACAUGUGGCUGCACAUCUUCAAGGAUUAAUGCUCUUCUCUCUUCGUAUGAUGGCCCUAGAUGCUGUCGCACACAAGUCAACAGAAGAUACGGCUUUGUCUGGCGAUACCGACGAUGAUUUAUCCCGCCUUGGCUCAAAUCAACAAUACUCUCUCCCUCAGACUCAGGAGAUGGAGGAUAUUAAUGAUUUGUUGGUACAAGAUGAAAGCAUGGAUGUUGAUGACCUUUCGUUGGAAGAUGCCAUUCCGGACUGCGAGCAUGACAUGAAUUGGCAAGACUUG